AUGGCUGAUAUUCAGGGGAAAUUUAAAGAGCAAUGUAUAGUUCCCGAUGUAGUCAACAUGGCUCCAACGGAAUUAAUAACUGUUGAAUAUCCAAGCGGAGUUAAACUUGAAAUGGGUAAAGAAUUGACCCCAACUCAAGUCAAAGAUAAGCCCGUUGUUAAAUGGGCAGCCAAAGAAGGCGAGUACUAUUUACUGGCAAUGGUCGACCCAGACGCUCCGAGUCGAGAAAAUCCAAAGUUCCGUGAGUGGCAUCAUUGGCUCGUUGGUAACAUUUACGGGGGUGACAUGAAUAAAGGUGAAGUGCUAAUCGAUUAUGUUGGGUCCGGUCCACCUAAAGGAACUGGACUACAUCGCUACGUGUUUUUGGUGUACAAACAACCAGAGAAAAUUAACUAUUCCAAAGUAAACAAAAUCCCUAAUAAUUCGGGUGAGAAAAGGGGAAAGUCUUCGAUUGCAAAAUUUACUCAACAAUAUAAAAUGGGUGGACCAGUCGCUGGAAACUUUUAUCUAGCCAAAUAUGAUGAUUAUGUUCCAAAAUUAUAUGCUCAACUGAAAGGCUAA
Messenger RNA from Pectinophora gossypiella (pink bollworm), 561 nucleotides. Its product is annotated as protein D2-like. Bases 1 to 561 code for a protein of 186 amino acids. Lineage: Eukaryota; Metazoa; Arthropoda; Insecta; Lepidoptera; Gelechiidae. The record is from RefSeq and is a predicted model, not a curated record. The transcript has a single exon.